Messenger RNA from Humulus lupulus (European hop), 2746 nucleotides. RefSeq names its product putative leucine-rich repeat receptor-like serine/threonine-protein kinase At2g19230. The coding region runs from base 8 to 2656 and encodes 882 amino acids. Lineage: Eukaryota; Viridiplantae; Streptophyta; Magnoliopsida; Rosales; Cannabaceae. The record is from RefSeq and is a predicted model, not a curated record. The transcript is spliced from 13 exons. Gene Ontology annotation, biological process: protein phosphorylation. Gene Ontology annotation, molecular function: protein binding; protein kinase activity; ATP binding.
CUAUGAUAUGACGAUAAUGUUACAGCAUUUUCUCUUUGCUUACCUUAGUAGUGUUCUUGCUCUCACAGUUCUUGUUCAUGCUCAAUCUCAAUCAGGCUUCAUCAGUAUAGAUUGUGGAAUACCAGAAGACUCGACUUACACAGACAAAACAACCGGCUUAAUCUACGUUUCAGACUCACCUUUUAUAGAAAACUAUGUUGGUGUAAGCAAUACUAUAUCACUUGAACACCAUUCUGAUACUCUUGAGGAGCAAUUUUCAACUCUAAGAAGUUUCCCCAAAGGGCACAGAAACUGCUACACCCUAAAGCCAGCAGAUGGGAAAGGGACCAAAUAUUUGAUAAGGGCAAGGUUCUUGUACGGAAAUUAUGAUGGAAAAAUGAUACUGCCAGGCUUCGAUCUGUACCUGGGAUCUAACAAGUGGGGGUCUGUGAAAGUGGAUAAUGCUUCAGUUGUUGAGAGCAUGGAGAUCAUAAAUAUUCCAAGUUCAAAUUACAUUUUUGUGUGUGUAGUGAAUACAGGCCAUGGCACACCUUUUAUAUCGGCUUUGGAGCUUAGGCCUUUGAAGAAUUCUACGUAUACUCCUGCUGAAGCUGCUGUUCUAUAUCGACGCUAUGAUGUAGGCUCAACAAGUAAUACAUACAUCAGAUACAAAGAAGACAUAUACGAUCGAAUAUGGCAGCCCUUUAAUUUCCCAGAUCGCAAAGUGUUGAGCACAUCGUUGGCAAUAGACUCUAAUAUCGCCCAACUCUCUUUCAACCCACCAUCAAGUGUUAUGGCAACCGCUAUGUCCCCAGAGAAUGUGACUAGUCCUACUUUUUCAUUCUACUUGAAGCCUGAAAGUCCCACAGCUGAAUUCUACGUGUACAUGCACUUUGCGGAGCUGCAAAAGCUGCAACCAAAUGAGUCCAGAGAAUUCUACAUCUAUCAAAACGGGGAGUAUUGGAAUGAUGAUGUUACACCUUUGAUUCCUAACUACUUAUAUACCAUUACUUCAUAUAGUCUUUCCCCUGUCAGUGGAGAGAAAAUCGAGUACGAACUCACCCAAACUAAGUCAUCCACUCACCAACCUAUCCUCAAUGCCCUUGAGGUUUAUAUUGUUCAGAAUUUCACAGAAUCACAAACACACGAGCAAGAUGUUGGAGCUAUGUUGAAUAUUAAGUCAAAGUAUGGAGUGAGUAAAAACUGGCAAGGGGAUCCAUGUGCUCCCAAAACUUACAAAUGGGAUGGUCUUAAUUGCAGCUAUAGUGGCCAAGAUCCAGUUAGAAUCAUUUCCUUAAACUUAUCUUCAAGUGGAUUGACUGGGAAGAUACCUUCUUAUAUAACAGAUCUUACUAUGAUACAGUCCCUGGAUUUAUCGAACAAUAGUUUAACUGGCACCGUACCUGAUUUUCUUUCCAAAUUACAAUCCUUAAGCUUUCUAGACUUAAGAGGAAACAAUCUCACUGGUUCAGUUCCAGUCAUCCUCAUAGAAAGAUCCAAUAAUGGCUCACUAGUAUUAAGUGUUACUGGAAACCCAGAUCUCUGUACCUCAAUUUCAUGCCUUAAACAAGCGAAGCGUAAAAACUAUAAUGUUUCUAUUAUAGUAUCCGUUGCAUCUCUCUUUGUCCUCUUAGGUGCACUUUUUAUCGGAUGGAAACUGAUUAAAAGAAGAAAAAGAGGAACAGACAAGCCCAAAUCAACGAACAACAUUGGGUCAGAAUUGGAGCCCAAAAAACAUCAAUUUACUUACUCUGAGAUCACAAGUAUUACCAACAACUUUGAGAAAGUCAUUGGAAAAGGAGGAUUUGGACCUGUUUAUUAUGGCUACGUAAACGACACUCAAGUAGCUAUCAAGAUGCUCUCUGAUGCAUCAGAACAAGGGUAUAAGGAGUUUCAAUCUGAGGUAAUACUUCUAAUGAGAGUCCAUCAUAGAAACUUGACCACUCUCAUUGGAUAUUGCAUUGAAGAUGACUGCAUGGGGCUUAUCUACGAGUACAUGGCUAAUGGAAACUUGAAACAACAUCUCUCAGAAAAAAAUACUUGUACAUUAAGUUGGGAGAAUAGACUAAAAAUUGCAGUGGAUGCAGCACAAGGUUUAGAGUAUCUACACCAUGGCUGUAAGCCCCCAAUAGUCCAUAGGGAUGUGAAAACUCCCAACAUCUUGUUGAACGAAAAAUUUGAAGCAAAACUUGCUGAUUUUGGGCUCUCAAGAGCUUUUCCUAUUGAAGGUGGUACUCAUGUGUCAACCGGUAUUGCUGGCACUCCUGGCUAUCUUGAUCCUGAGUACUUUCAAACAAAUUGGUUAAACGAAAAGAGUGAUGUUUACAGUUUUGGAGUAGUUCUAUUAGAGAUCAUUACAAGUCGACCUGUUCUUGCAAGAAGUAGCGUUAGUGAGAACAUUCAUGUAUCUCAAUGGGUCGAAUUCAUGGUUGGAAAGGGAGAAAUUAAAAGCAUUGUUGAUCCAAGACUACGAGGAGACUUCCAAGUCAACUCCGCAUGGAAAUAUGUGGAAAUAGCUACUGCUUGUGUAAGUCUAAAUUCCAUUGAAAGGCCAACAAUGACUCAAGUUGUAAUGGAACUGAACGAGUGUUUGGCACUAGAAAUUGCUAAGGAUGGCCCUUUGACAAAAAAGAUGACUCUCAAUGUGGAUACUGACAUAAAUCCUUCACCUAGAUAGACUUUGGUGUGAAGUAAAUAUGGUUUUGGUGAGUCAAAUUCGUUUACAUUUUUUUUACAUGGUUCUCAUAAUGGUGGGAGAAUUAAUCAA